AUGAUUGACGUUUUCAUGCUUAAGAAGGUCUUGCAGGCUAAAGAAAGAGAAGCAAACUUUGCUUUUAUUAGAUAUAGGGAAAAGUCUGAACUAGAGAAGACGUUGAGAUGGGGGGGACAUCAAUGGAUUGAUGGGAAACAUUUGGUGGUGAGAAGAGCUGAACCAGCACAGACGAGUAAUGGAGAGCGAGAAAGUAGGGAAGUUCACGCAAGAAAAUUGAAUAGGGUUGUCACAGGACCAAGAAAUCCCGGAGUUAUUGGUGAUAGAUCUGGAUCUUUUUCAAGGGAAAGUUUGCUUCGACAUCGGGUAGCAUCUCAGGUUUUGGAGCUGGGGAUUUUGGUGCACUCUGUGAUAAUAGGGAUAUCUUUGGGUGCUUCUGAAAGUCCAAAGACUAUAAAGCCUUUGGUGGCUGCACUGACCUUUCACCAGUUCUUUGAGGGUAUGGGACUUGGUGGAUGUAUUUCACAGGCUCGGGCUGUCGCAAUGGCACCUUUUUUCUCUCAAGCCCCAGUUGGCAUUGCCAUAGGAAUAGGGAUAUCAAAUUACAAUGACAGCAGCCCAACAGCUCUUAUUGUUGAAGGGAUCUUCAACGCGGCAUCAGCUGGGAUUUUAAUAUAUAUGGCGCUGGUCGAUCUUCUUGCGCUAUUUUAUGAAUCCAAAAUUGCAAAAAAUGGAAUGCUUCAAGUAGGAGCCAGUCUUGCUCUUCUUCUUGGGGUCUUCUGUCUGUCCUGGCGAUUUUCAAUUUACAUAAGCAAGCUUAAUGGUAGCAUUAGGAUCAACGGGGCAUCUGCUGGGAUCUUGAUAUAUAUGACGCUCGUCGAUCUUUUUGCUGCUGAUUUCAGAAAUCCAAAGCUGCAGAACAAUGGAAUGCUUCAAAUAAGAGGUAACGGCCUUCUCAAAAGGACCAAAGUUCCACGUUACGUAUAUGAGGCAGCCAACCCCAGUCCUCCCCUUGACAACUGUCAAAACCAGCGAGCUUAA
Messenger RNA from Theobroma umbraticum, 981 nucleotides. The record is from RefSeq and is a predicted model, not a curated record. NCBI's taxonomy places the organism in Eukaryota, Viridiplantae, Streptophyta, Magnoliopsida, Malvales, Malvaceae.